This is a messenger RNA of Triticum turgidum subsp. durum (durum wheat), 546 nucleotides long. Lineage: Eukaryota; Viridiplantae; Streptophyta; Magnoliopsida; Poales; Poaceae. The record is from the annotation of a GenBank genome assembly.
AUGCUUAAGGUAUGCUUGACACACAUGAUUUCAUGGCCUGAUAGACUUGGGCUUCCACUAUGGCACACAAGUGGAGAUGACUGCCUUUUGACCAUGAUCUUGAGAGUUAUGAACCUUUAUGACACUAAUGGUUCUCAAGUUCGGCAAGAGUUUGUACAAAAGAUAGGGAAAGUGUUUGACGCUAUACUGGAAAAGACGGGCAAAUUAAGGAAAGAAACCAAGGGAGAUAUUUAUAUAGCUAAGGCCAUUGCAAUCGUUUUGGAGAGAAAUCCACACUUAGGCAAAAGGUCUAGAUAUACGCCUUGGUCACAGUUAUUUCAGGGAAAGCAGCAGUUCUGUUGCAAUAGUUGUUCUAAGGCUGUACAUGAUGAUAUGUACUGGAGAUUGCAGGCCGUGACGGUGAUUUGGGAGAUUUUGCAUGAACACAAUUGCCGCAUUUUUCACAAUUUGGAGUUGUCGGCUACUAUGCUUGCAUGCCUUGCUGUUGACAAGCCAAUGUUGGAAGGAGGCCGACGAACCACACAUCAUUUUGUGAUAAUAAUCUAG